CUCUAAUUCUCCACAAGUUGAAAGUCUCCACGCGAAAAAUUGAAAGUCUUUUUUUACUGAGACUCUUUUCCAUUGUUGCUACGGGUCGACGUUGUUAACAAGCUGAAUUUAGGAAUUUUUGGCCUCCUUUCCCAUUGUCAUGUACCCACGUAGAUCUACAACUCCCUGAAUUUUACGUCAUGCUUUGCAUGAUCAUCUCUCCUCUCUACGCAAGAAUCAGCAUUUUUGUCGACUUUAUCUACCAAAACUAUAAAAUAAUAUUCACGUCACGCAAUAUCAGACAUUCUUUCCUCAAAGCAUGAUAUUUAAAAGACCACACUCGUGCGAGGUUUGCACAUUCGAAAAGAGACGAGCUGUCCUACCUUUUAUCACCGGAGUGUUCAUAACUUUUACCUGCCAGCCAAAUUUAAUGGAAAGUCACGAGAGGGACGCUAAAGGUAACAGCAGAAAGGUAUUGCAAGAUAAUAAAAUUCGCGUCGAACGAGAGAGCGAAGAAUUUCAAGACAAAACUUCAACGUCCGAUUCUCCUUGUUUCUGCAACCGCAAAGUGGCGGGGGUACACUGUAACCUUUGCAAAAUGUUUACACCGAAUGUGCGAUUGAGGAAGAUAUGUCCGCGCCACCCAAACACUGUAUGGCUGAUGGACUUGCAAGUCUGUCCGAAAUGCUUCAAAGGAACAAAUCUUCAAGAAUUUUUGCAACUUCGAGUUGAAGUGAGACCAAAGCGAAGUUCAACUUCUAGUUCCUCUGAUUCCGAUCUGUGAUAUUGACCCUCUCAAUUUUCAAAUACUUUUAAUUUUAAUUAUCUUCAAUUUAGAUUGAUUUUGUAAAUUUAUGAGGUAUUUAUUUUAUCAACUUAAGGUAGUUUCUACUUAAUAUCCGUAUUGUAAUUUUUUUCUUUCGAAAUAAAGCUUCAGAAAAAUA
Messenger RNA from Bemisia tabaci, 923 nucleotides. The record is from RefSeq and is a predicted model, not a curated record. Lineage: Eukaryota; Metazoa; Arthropoda; Insecta; Hemiptera; Aleyrodidae.